Spodoptera littoralis (African cotton leafworm) is the source of this 1927-nucleotide messenger RNA. The record is from the annotation of a GenBank genome assembly. NCBI's taxonomy places the organism in Eukaryota, Metazoa, Arthropoda, Insecta, Lepidoptera, Noctuidae.
AUGUCAAACAACACUGUCGGCUCAUCCGGGCCAGCUCCCGGCAAAAUACGUGGACCUGGAAGACCUCCAAAACGUACAUGCACUUGGUGUGCUGAAAGUAAAACACCACUAAAAUAUGUCCUGCCAACCGAAAACGGUAAAAAAGAAUUUUGUUCAGAAACGUGUUUGUCUGAAUUCAGACAGGCAUACAGCAAAGGCGCCUGUCUUCAUUGUGAUAAUGUUAUUCGUGGUAAUGCACCUUCAAGUAGUAAGAAUUUUUGUUCCACAUAUUGUUUAAACAAGUAUCAAAAGAAAAACGAGAAACGUACUUCAUCACCGCAAUCGGGUAAUGGGGCUAAUGGAACAGAAAAUCAUGCGAAUAAUAAUUCUACAGGUUCCUUUUAUGACAUUUACCAAGCUUUUGACUGGAAUGAAUAUAUGAAAGACACUAAUAGUGUAGCAGCCUCUCAAGAAUGUUUUAAACAGGCUCCAAUGCCCCCUGUAAAUGACUUCAAAGUUGGAAUGAAAUUAGAAGCAUUAGAUCCACGUAAUUUGACAUCAACAUGUAUUGCGACCGUUGUUGGGGUGCUAGGUCCUCGACUAAGACUGAGGCUUGAUGGAAGUGAUAAUAAGAAUGAUUUUUGGCGUCUUGUUGAUGCAGGAGAUAUUCACCCUAUUGGUCACUGUGAAAGAAAUGAUGGCAUGCUGCAGCCACCGUUAGGGUUUCGGAUGAAUGCCAGUAGUUGGCCCAUGUUUUUACUUAAAACUUUAAACGGUGCUGAAAUGGCUCCAGCUAAAGUCUUUCAACCUGAACCUCCAACUCCUAAGUCAAAUGUGUUUGUUGUUGGACAAAAAUUAGAGGCAGUAGAUAAGAAAAAUCCACAACUCAUUUGUUGUGCCACUGUUGGGGCAGUGAAAAAUGAUCAGAUACAUGUAACAUUUGAUGGGUGGAGAGGUGCAUUUGAUUACUGGUGUAGGUAUGAUUCAAGAGACAUAUUUCCAGUUGGUUGGUGUGCUAGGGCUGGACACCCUUUACAACCUCCUGGUCAGAAAAGUGCUACCACUCCAUCAAGAUUAAGCUAAGGCCUAGUGGUAUGCCUAAUCCGGCUUUACCAGAAGGUGGAUCUACAGGAGCUGGGAACUCGAAUGCUUCUGUAACACCCACACCAGUAGCCACAGUGUGCCUCCGUAUCCGCAGCAGUUGUACCGGUGGUAGCAGCUCUUUACCAACUUCUGUAUUAGGGACUGGCCCAUCUGGAGCUGCUGAAGCUUUGGUCAAGGAAUUGCUCAGUGUCCAUCCUGACCCUCAAAGGUUGACAAGAGCAAUACUCACAGCAUCUAGUAGCUAUUCUAAUAUAACGAAUGUACAGGUUUCAUCAGGAAAUAAAAACUAUUCAGUGAAAGUCCCAUCAGAGUUGACAAUAGAGAACUUAAGAAUUGGUUGAAAGCUGUUACUAGUGGAGUUGGCAGCUGUAUUGGAAUGAUAGAGAUAGACACUGGUGAGGCUGCUGGUCGGCCUUGCACCCUUUGUGGAGAAUCUACAUCUAAUAAUAAUGUCAUAACAUCUGGUGUAAAGAGGCCUAAUAAUGAGGAGACUACAGCAAGUAGUGUGAAUGGGUCGGGUGAGUGCUCGAGUGGCAAGUUGGCACGCGUGUCCCCGGAGCGACCCGAGCCAGCUUCCUCUACGACAGGGGCGCCGCCUCCGCCCUCGCCAGCUACGCCGCCCGCCGACUGGUCCGUCGAAGACGUCAUCGGGUUUAUCGCAGCCGCCGACCCUGCCCUUGCCGCUCAUGCCGACUUAUUUAGGAAACAUGAAAUAGAUGGAAAAGCCCUACUGUUGCUAAACUCUGAUAUGAUGAUGAAAUAUAUGGGUUUAAAGUUAGGUCCUGCUUUAAAAAUUUGUAAUCUUGUAUCCAAAAUAAAAAAUCGCCGGCAUUAUAGUACCUAA